Messenger RNA from Cetraspora pellucida, 215 nucleotides. Lineage: Eukaryota; Fungi; Glomeromycota; Glomeromycetes; Diversisporales; Gigasporaceae. The record is from the annotation of a GenBank genome assembly.
UUCUGUCUCAGAAAGCAAAAAAACAAGAUCCAAUUAUAUUAAAGAAAAUGACAUAUGUUCUACUUGUUACAAUGCAAACAUUGUCAACACAUCUACAGAGUUUCAACAGCGUGGAUUCUUAUUCCUAUAUUGCGUCAGAAACUUCUAAUAAAACUCCUGUUUUGUCUUCACAAACUGUGGGGAUAAUCACGGAUGUUUUUAAUGAGAGAACAUAA